Molecule: messenger RNA, 2037 nt
Organism: Ogataea parapolymorpha DL-1
Lineage: Eukaryota; Fungi; Ascomycota; Pichiomycetes; Pichiales; Pichiaceae
Exons: 3
Coding region: 1-2037 (678 amino acids)
Molecular function (GO): nucleic acid binding
Source: RefSeq, a predicted model, not a curated record
AUGACUGUAGACAUUACACUUAUCAAAACGAAGUUUCAAGAGGUUAUGAGCCCUGAAAGCGCUUUUUGGGCAACCAAUUCAUUUAACGAUGAUGAUAAGCUUAUGUCAGCGGUAAAUUUUAUGCGUUGGAAAGCAAAAUUCACGAAUACCUUAAAUUCAUUUGAACCAUCAGUUGUUGACUAUAUUAAAACUGGUAAUAUACCUUUUUCGCUCAAAGAAUGUGGAGGUAAUGAACAAGUUAUUGAAAUUCAAACUGCUUAUGACCAACUCCUGUUAUUCUGGGUACGUACCUCAGUGUCACAGCCAGUAAAGAAUCGGAUAAAUCAGGAUCAAACUGGUUAUCAAAUAUAUCAUCUUCUGAUCAAAUGUUAUGGACAAAUAUCCUUUAGACAGUUGUACGAAGAAUACUGUUCAAUUAACUCGUCAAAUGGACAAGGGCCUAUGGAAUGGGGAGCAAAAUGUGUCAAUCUACUUCAAUGGAAUCAAGACCCAGCAGUAUGGUUAAUCUUCUCCAAACUUAGUUCUCUGCAGAAUGAGAAACUAGAACAUGAUCUAUUUGCUGACUGCGGAAAUGAACUAACUAUUCAAAGAGCUGUCACAGCAAUGCAAUUAUGUGAACAUGAAACCAAGUCUGGAUUCCUGGCUACUAAACGUUCUAUCCAAACGACGAAGAAGAAGAAUAUUAUUUGUGCAAGAUGUCAGAAAGCUGGCCACAAAUCUCCAAACUCAUCUGGUGUGCAGGUGAACGGAAAAGGAACUGUUGUCCUAUCUAAAAGACACAAGACAGUGACACUCAAAGAUGUUCUUUAUGCUCCACAAUGUCCAUCCAACCUGAUUGCUAUUAACAAAGCUGUGCUUGCUGGUAAGGAGAUUAAAAUUAGUAACAAGAAACUAUGGUGUGGUAAAGAUUUAUUAGGAACUUACCACCAUCAGAACAAACUGUUCAAAUCUACAUACAAAGUGAUGUCUUCCUCUUCUUAUUCAAAGGCAUAUAAAGCCUCAGUAUCAGAUCUUCAUAUUGUAAUGGGACAUCCACCGAAGUCCAUCUCUGCAAGACUUCAAAUCCCAAAUCCUCCUCAUCCGUGCCAAGAUUUUGUUGCUGGAAGGUUUGUUAAAUCCAAACCAAAGAUCUCAUCUACGUCUGUGUCGAGACCUCUCGAACUCUUACAUGCUGAUAUCUGUGGACCUUUUCCCCACACAGGAAUAAAUGGUGAGAAAUACUUCCUGGUUAUUGUUGACCGAUUUACACAUAUCACCUCAUCCUAUUGCUUAAAGGUCAAAUCAGAAGCCACAGAUCUUAUUCAGCAAUUUAUAACAAACCUGAGACACAAUUGUCACUCCAUAAUUACAAAGUUACUACCUUGCCGUAUGAACCGAGUCAUCACUUCAAGAGCCCGCAUACUUCUUUCAAGCUCAGGAUGUCCUGAAUCCUAUUGGCCCUUUGCUGUUCAAAUGGCCACAUAUCUUGUCAACAGAGAACCCAGUAGGGCUAUCCAAUUUGAGAUACCAUAUUCGCGUUGGUUCCAUAAAUCUCCUGAUUAUUCUCGGUAUCAUCCAUUUGGAUGUAAAGCAUAUUCACUUGUUGAUUCUCAUGAGCGUCCAUCAAAGUUUUCUUUUGUUAUCUCGCCACUAAUCUUUGUUGGAUAUAGUAAACGCCGGACAGCGUUCCAGCUCAUUGAUCCUCAUACUUUGAAAUUGAAAGAGACUGAUCAAGUGCGUUUUGAUGAUACUUGUUUCCCAUUCAAACAAGAUACAUCCUUAGAUUUUAAGCCUCAGUCCUCUCAUGUCCCAAUCAUGGUUCCUCCUACCUACGGUCCAAUUACAGAUUCCCACCUGCUUACGACCUCUAUUAUUCCCAAGGAACCAGUACCUUGUUUGCGAUCUCCUUCGCCUUCUGGCUCUGACUCGGCGCCAGUGGAUCUUCCCUCUACUACAUCCGAUUUACAUAAUGCAUCGGCUGCUCCUCCUCUGGAACCUAUGUUGGUUACUAUUCCGACGACUAUUCAAGCUCCGCCUCGCCUGUCCCCGAACAUCUAG